GUUCCGCUGCAUUGACCGCUCUUAUGCACCUUAUCUCUUCUACUUGCGCUCUAUCUUUCCUGAUUUUUUUUCUCCUCUUCUCGUUUAUUUCAUUGAUCUUUUUUGUUUCUCUAAAGUUUUAUUGUAUUUUAUUUGUUAAAUAUAUCUGUUUUAUAUGCUAUUUGACAUUAGAAAUGAGUUCCUGAGUCAUUUGUAGGGUUUACAAAUAAAGCGUCAUCCCGUUAAUUAAUGCUUAAUAACAUAAUUGAAGAUAGUUGCCAUCAGAUAUUAAAUAUAUAUUUAGCCUUGAGCACAACUAAUUCUUUUGAAGCGUCAUGGUUCAUGUGCAGGUCAUAAACCUCUCACAGGAGGAGGCAUAACUGCUGACAGCCACUAAACACACGUCAUACACACUUCCACGUGUCAAUGGAGAUUAAAUAAAGUGUUAUGUUAUUUACCAAUAUAGAUUGACCUGCUUUUAAAUUAGUCAAGUGUUUCGGUUGGUCUACAAAAUAUAUAUAUAUAUAUAUAUAUAUUAAACACUUUAGAAAAAAAUGAUUGCAUUUUCAAAAGGCGAUGGUUUAAAAUAAUAGCUGUCUAAAAAUCCAAUAUUGUAUAGUAUUUACAGUUAUAUAAAACUGAGAAACAGCAUAUCAAGUACCUGCAAAUGUUUGUUAUUGUAAUUUUACACAUGACUUUAACAUGUAUUCAACUUCCAGCCUUUAAUUAUUCCUAACUACUCAAUGAGUUUAAUAUUAUAUAAUACUCAUGUUGUAUGCUAUGGUCCAAAGGUUAAGUUAACCAAUACAUAAUAGGAUGAAAGUGUGCGUGAUAAUUGUGUUUUUAUACAAUAUAGGUGGUUUCAUAUUGAGUUGUGCUCCUCAGGUUUAGUAGACACUGUCCUGCUCACCACACCACGUGAACACACACACAUGCACCGUGCUUUGAAGCCUCAUUCCGCUCAUACUGUCCAUGUUUCACCGUCCGUCACCAGUACAAACGUCUAGAAACCUGUGUGUUUUUUUUGCCCCUUCAUUUGGAUUCUUGUCCUCUCAGACACCGGCCCUUGUCUCUAGCACGCCUUUCAGCGCAUUCCUCCACAAGCACUGUCCUGUGGUGGCUGAGCGCUUCAGUCCCACUCCGUGGUGCUGGGGAGGCCGACUGCAAACACUGGUCUGUGCCGUCCUCAAGUCCAGACCCCCCGUCACUUAUCGCAAUGAGCUGAUCAGUACGGUUGAUGGGGGUCAGAUUUCUUUGGACUGGAUGGACAAUAAAGAUAGUGUGACCUACCCAGAGUCCUCUACGCGGCCCACAGUGCUGAUCCUCCCAGGCCUGACAGGCAACAGCAGGCAGUCCUAUGUGCUCCAUGCCCUGAACCAGGCCGCCCGCCGCGGCUACAGAUGUGUAGUUUUCAACAACAGAGGACUUGGAGGGGAAGAGUUGUUGACGCCUGUCACCUUCUGUGCAGCCAAUACCUCCGACCUGGAGCAUGUGGUGCAGCACAUUAAAGGACUUUACCCAUCUGCCCCUGUGCUUGGUGUCGGUAUGUCUUUGGGAGGCAUGUUGUUAUUAAACUAUCUGGGCCGGAAGCGCACAGAGUCCGGGAUGGUGGCGGGUUUCACCAUCUCAGUCCCUUGGAAUGCGCUGAAGUCGGCUGCCGCGAUGGAAGAACCACUCAAUUGGCUGCUCUUCAACAGAUACCUCACCGCCGGCCUGCGUAAUGCUGUCAGCAGGCACAGGAAGGUUCUGGAGAAAGUGGUGGACAUCAACUUUGUCUUGAAGGCGCAGACGAUCCGCGAGUUCGACGAACGCUUCACCUCAUUGAUGUUUGGCUAUAAAUCUUGCUCGGACUAUUAUUUCGAUGCCAGCCCAGACAAUAAACUGCAUAACACGGCAGUUCCCAUCUUGUGUCUCAACGCGGCCGAUGACCCCUUCUCCCCCCAACACGCCUUCCCGCUGACCACGAUCCAGAGCCUGCCCAACGUGGCUCUGUUGUCGCCGGCCCACGGCGGACACAUCGCCUUCCUGCAGGGUCUGUUUCCCCGGGGCGCGAGCUUCAUGGAGAGCCUGUUCGGCCAGUUCGUCCAGGCCGCCUUCGAACACCCUCAGGACAUCAGGGAAGCCUGCGGGAUUAAGGAGGAGCAAAGGAGCUGAUCGUCUUCCUCCCCAUCACCGAGAAGAGGAUGAAGUCCGUGGCAUCACAGCAGUAGGAAAGCUAUUCACGAGAAGAUCUAUCGCUCAGCAUGUCAGCGUCACACCGCGGACACGUCGGGUCUCCUCGACGUGCACCGAGAGCGACCGACCGACACGGGCAAUCAUGUGACCUCACUGCAGCUAUGCUAUCUACCUCUUUUUAAAAAAGUGCACAACUCAGUCAAUCAAUGCAUAAUAUUGCAUCAACACACACAAAAAAUUAUGCAUAUAUUCGUUAAAAGAAGGAGAAAAAAAAGUCGAUUAAGACUCUAAAUUGAUUUUAUUCCCGUUUUAUUUCCCCCACGCCGUCCCAACGUGACUCGGAGCACUUGUAGUGUGUGUUGAAACCAAAACGCACAAUUAUUUGAAGGAAAUGAGUGCUGUAAGUUUAAAUACUAUUUGAAAAUGUGAUUUUAAAUAGACAUGAACUGAAUGUGAGAGUAACACAGUUAUUCAGACGUGACGUUUGUUUUGGCUCAUGAGUCACUUUGUUUUUUAGCGAGACGCGUCUUCCUUGAAGUGUGAAACAUUCGUCAACAGAUGACCCCCCUGCAUGCUUCACAUGCGCUCCGUUCCUAAAGGUCCACCGCAUCUUGAGGUAAUAUCUAGCCCAAAUCUAGCUAUUUUGUAGUUAGAGGUUUUUAUUUGUUUUGUAAUUGAAUCACCAAUUUCUUCCCGGUUGGUGUGUGAACUGAAUGUCUUUUCGAAUUAGUCGAGAGGGUUUUUUAAUACACUGAUUAAACCGACUCGUCGUUUUAUAAUGCAAAUAGCGGAGGGAUUUAGGAUUUAUGUCAUUAUUAUUACUAGAAGCUACAGUUGUUGUACUCUGAAAAUGAAAUAUGAAGAUUAUAUAGCAGCAAAUGUUGCUAGUUGUCGGCAUAUUGAGAUGUUUUGCUCAUCAGCACUUUGAAGAUAUUAACCACUUUUACUUGCCUUUAAUUGAUGUGUAUAUUUGUUGUUUUCCCCGUUCUGAGCUGUAACCACAAUCACAAAGUGUGUGUGUGUGUGUGUGUGGUAUCCCUUAUGAUUGUCACCCUUCACCAGAAAUAACUUUGGGCAUUAUUAACAAUAUAUUAGUUUUUUUGUGAAUUACACUUGAAUUAAAGAAUGAUGAUGAUAAUAGCAA
Pseudoliparis swirei is the source of this 3298-nucleotide messenger RNA. It is a transcript of the gene abhd3, whose product is annotated as abhydrolase domain containing 3, phospholipase. The transcript has 8 exons. Gene Ontology annotation, molecular function: monoacylglycerol lipase activity; acetylesterase activity. The record is from RefSeq and is a predicted model, not a curated record. Lineage: Eukaryota; Metazoa; Chordata; Actinopteri; Perciformes; Liparidae. Gene Ontology annotation, biological process: medium-chain fatty acid biosynthetic process; medium-chain fatty acid catabolic process. The coding region runs from base 952 to 2133 and encodes 393 amino acids.